AUGGCCAGUGAGGAAGUGAAGCAGUCGGUGUGUAACUUUGCUGUGGACCUUUACCGGCAAGUUGUCAAAAAGCAAGGAGUCGGUCUAAGCAAUGUUUUUAUCUCUCCGUUGAGUAUAUAUACGGCCGUGGCAAUGACCAUGGCCGGUGCAGAUGGACAAACAAAAAACGAAAUACUGGCAUCGCUGCACCUGUCAAAGGUCGAUAACCCAAAUGAAGCGGUUGGAUCAAUUGUUCAACAGUAUCUGCGAUCGAAAACUGGAGUUGAGCUUGCCCUAAUACUGAAAUAG
Messenger RNA from Opisthorchis viverrini, 288 nucleotides. RefSeq lists its product as hypothetical. The record is from RefSeq and is a predicted model, not a curated record. The transcript has 2 exons. Bases 1 to 288 code for a protein of 95 amino acids. Lineage: Eukaryota; Metazoa; Platyhelminthes; Trematoda; Opisthorchiida; Opisthorchiidae.